Messenger RNA from Neurospora tetraspora, 1538 nucleotides. RefSeq lists its product as uncharacterized. The record is from RefSeq and is a predicted model, not a curated record. Gene Ontology annotation, biological process: regulation of transcription by RNA polymerase II. Lineage: Eukaryota; Fungi; Ascomycota; Sordariomycetes; Sordariales; Sordariaceae. The transcript is spliced from 2 exons. The coding region runs from base 489 to 1361 and encodes 290 amino acids. Gene Ontology annotation, molecular function: DNA-binding transcription factor activity, RNA polymerase II-specific; RNA polymerase II cis-regulatory region sequence-specific DNA binding.
CCGACAUCAGCUAACAACACCCUCGUCUUUCACCAGAAACGUCGACUCAAACAGAGUCACACUAACCUCAGGCGCACCGGCGCCGGCGGGGGCGUUCCAACCCCGUCAACCCGCGCAUCAUCUCCCAGGACUACAACAACUUCCAACAACAGCAUACCUUUGUUACUGCUCCAGAUACCUACCCACCCCCUUAUACCUACAUCCCACAACCCCCCAGUAUCAAACAAAAUGGUUAUCCACCUUGCAACCCUUCGCACAACCCCAGGACGUGCAUUCCCGCGCACUCAACCGCGGGAGCACAACUCAAUCUUGGGGAUGGAGUGAGUGGUAGCUAUGACGUGGAUUAUUAUGGCGGACUCCCCCACGAAGCCACUCUCCCAUCCCCUGAUGUACUCGACCCCGGUUGCAAUGUUGAGUUUGCAACGGGGGUCGAGAACAUCAGGGGAUGGGACGGGGCUUCGUGGGGGAACUCGGCUUUGGUAUUGAGAAUGGGAGAGGGAGAGGAAGGUGGAGGAGGGUUCAGUAUUGCCAAUGGGAAUGUUGGAUUCCAGCCUCAGGAGGAUAUACCACUUUCCAACACUUAUCAGCAACCGGUACCUCUACCGGGCUUACUGGCUCCGGACGGUUACGCGUCGACUGCCCGUGUCUUCCAACAUCACGGACAGUUUCCGCUAGACACAAGCGGCUUGUUCACAGAGGAACCGCCCACGACUCAAACACUCCCGGGCGGACUCCCGCCGGAAGAGAUCUUCGAUCAUAACGUUCUUACCGAUGAAAAAUAUGCAGACUUGGCCCUCCUUGAGGCAAUACUUGAUCUGCCAAACUAUGCAUACACUUACCUGUCUCUACCCACACUCCCUUUUGACCCGGCAGGCACCCUUCAGUCGGCUUCUUACCCUCCAUUCGUAGCUUCGCAAAACACCUUGUUUGGCUCCACUCCCAGUUCUACUGCUGUCACCUCAUACCCGACUUCAGCGGGAACUCCUGACAUAGCUUCACCGUCAAGCAGUUGGGCCUCGACAGCAAGCUUGCCUACAAGCUCGACGACCUCACCAACGAGCUUCGAAAUCUCGCCGACGGGCUCAGCGCGCUCCAAGGCGGGUCGAUAUAAGUGCGAUCAGCUGGGCUGCAAAUCCAAACACACCUGGGCCACCUUUGGAGACCUCAAACGACAUCAAAGGUACCACGACAAGAAACCACAUCAGUGCACCACCUCAGGCUGCACAUGGGCUUUCACCAACAAAAGUGACGUGGUCCGGCACAUGAAGACACAUUCCGAAGAUGUAACGAUGUUCCCUUGUCAAUCUCUCCGGGGUGUGGAAAAGAGUACAAUCGUUUGGACAACUUGCAGAAACAUAUGAGGAAGUGUCACGAUGGGGUCAGGGACUCAGCGAGGAAGUAGGAUGCUACGAUGCUACAUCCAAGAGGCCGUAGCAGACAAAGUUUGUGUCUUGUGAUUACUUGAAGACAUUUAAGUGAGGCUCUACUCAGAGUCUUGUGUUCGAAACAGUGUAACAGACGCCUGGUGUCCAGAUGAA